UGCAGCCUUCAUCUCUCCACUAGCCAAGUAUUCUUUCCAGCUGAUCUUUUCGCUUUUGUCCCUUUCCCAACCCUUUCCUUUGCUGCAAGUCUUCUCUUGCGGCAGCCAGAAGGCUUGGUCAGCGGGAGAGGAAGAGAAGAUAAAGCAAGAUAACCCGUCUGCCCGGGCAGGGAAGUCCUUUUCACAAGUGACGUCACACCGCGGCGGCGUCCCCAUUCCGAACUGCUCAGGUCCGCGACGUCCUCCUGGCUGCUCCACCCCUCCCCUCAGGCAGCCAACCAAGAGGAAGACGGGAAGGUGUCGCUAGCGGCGGUGAGAGUCAGCGGCGCAGCAGUAGCAUCAGCCGCCGCCUCGAGGAAGGUGUAGCGAGAGCGAGUGCCUCUUGCAAACUGGGUUCGCGGCGGUACCCGAGGAGGCUCGUGGCGCGCAGGACAGGAGUUGCUCUGUUCCCCUUUUGCGCGCGGCGCAGGCCAGGCAGGAAUGGCUGCAGUGGGCAGCAUGGAGCAGCAGCCGCUCCCUCCUCCUCCGGCCUCUUCCUGGCCGCCUGCUCUGGUGCAGGAUCCCGUUAGCUCGGCGUUGCUGGCGACCGCCGGGCUACUGCUGGCGCUAUGCUGGCUCUCGUGGCGCCGGACGCUGCAGGGGCUGCCGCCGGGCCCCAAACCCUGGCCUCUGCUGGGCAACCUCGCCUUCACCCUGAGGCCCCACCCGCUGGCGCGCAAAAGGCUGUUUAACGUCGGCGGCGCCAAUGACUUGGUGGCCAGGGAUAGCAGCCGCAGAGGCGCCCGGCGGCCCUCUGCGUCGCACCUGCUGCUCACGGCGCUGCGCCAGACCUACGGCCGCAUCUUCUGCUUCUUCGUGGGCAGCCGCCCGGUCGUCGUGCUCAGCGACUUCGAGUCGGUGCGCAACGCCCUGGUCAACCAGGCCGAGGUCUUCAGCGACCGGCCCAGCGUGCCCAUCGUGUCCAUCCUCAGCGAGAAGAAGGGUGUGAUAUUUGCAUCUUAUGGACCAGUAUGGAAAAAACAGAGGAAGUUCUCCCAUUCGACUCUUCGUCACUUUGGAUUGGGAAAGCAUAGCUUGGAGCCUACAAUUACUGAAGAAUUCAACUAUGUGAAGGAAGAGAUCCUGAAGCACGGAGAGAAGCCGUUCAACCCUUUCCCCAUUAUUGGCAACGCCGUGUCCAAUGUUAUCUGCUCUAUGGCCCUGGGCAAACGUUUUGACUACGAUGAUGUUGGAUUUAAGACCCUGCUGAGGUUCAUGUCACGUGGUCUGGAGCUCGCCUUGGACACCCACAUGAUUCUGGUCAACGUCUGCCCUUGGCUCUUCUACCUCCCUUUUGGGCCCUUCCGAGAACUCAGGCAAAUUCAGCUGGAUAUCACGGCUUUCCUGAAGACCAUAAUCGCACAGCACAGGGAAACGCUGGAUGCCCAGAAUCCCCGAGACUUCAUUGACAUGUAUCUCCUUCAUGCAGAUGAGGAAAGAAAGACCAACAGUGAAAGCAGUUUUAAUGAAGACUACCUGUUCUUUAUCAUUGCAGACCUUUUUAUUGCAGGCACAGACACGACCACCAACACGCUGCUCUGGAUCCUGCUGUACAUGUCGCUUCACCCCAAAGAACAAGCCAGGGUUCAGGAAGAAAUUGAUUUGGUCAUUGGACGUGAUAGGCCACCUACGCUUGCUGACAAGGCCCGCAUGCCUUUGACAGAAGCGACUAUCAUGGAAGUUCAAAGGAUGACAGUGGUGGUCCCUCUCUCCAUUCCGCGAAUGGCCUCAAAAGCUACUGUGCUACAGGGCUACAUUAUCCCAAAGGGCAGUAUAAUCAUUCCUAACUUGUGGUCCGUACACAGAGAUCCCAACAUAUGGGAGAGACCAGAUGAUUUCUACCCGGCAAGGUUUCUGGAUGAAAAUGGCCAGCUUAUCAAGAAAGAAACAUUUAUUCCUUUUGGAAUUGGAAAACGUGUGUGCAUGGGGGAGCAGCUGGCCAAGAUGGAGCUAUUCUUGAUGUUUGUGAGCCUCCUGCAAAGUUUCACCUUCCUGUACCCUGAGGACUUGAGGAAGCCAUCAAUGGCAGGAAGAUUUGGACUGACUUUAGCUCCAUUCCCAUUCAACAUAAUUGCCUUAAAGAGAUGAAGGACUCUCAGAUAAGAAAGCUGCAUGAUGUUUGUAUUCUUCUUACAAAAUCCAGGGCUAUAUAUGAAAUGCACUUCACUAGCACCUGCAGCCCACAGGGCAUCCAAUGCUCAUAAAGCACUUUCACCUUGGCCUAAGGAAAGAGGGUCAAGAUCUGUGAAACUUGAUUUGUGAAUUAGAUUUCCUUAGAUUUGUGAAACUCUUGGCUGUGGGAAACAAAAGAGCAUUCCUAAUUCUCACAGUUGCAGAGCCUUGAGCGACAAGAUUAGUGCAGAAACUCCCAACUGAAGUGUCCAGUAUCGGGUAUGUGUAGUUUGUUUCAUAUAAGAUUAGGAGUAAAGCGGAAAGGGAAACUUGAAAAUCUAAUCUACACAUACUGCUGUUUUACUGUACAUCAUAAUGAUGAGAAUCAACGAAACACAAAGCAGCUGUGCAUCUGGAUAUCUUUUUUCAAACAAGUGUCCUGACAGCCUUUUAAAAGGACACAUUAAAGGUGCAUACAGAUGAACCUUGAACUGGACUCACUGUGGGUUUUCUUCUCUGGGAUCAGCCCAGCUUCCACCCGCCUUCACUGUGAAAUGAACAGUCUUGCAUGUCACUGAUCUGAGGGUUGAUUCAGUCCUCAGGCUUGUCCAUCCUUGUCCCCUCCCCCAUCCAUGGUUGAGACAAGCUGUUCAUUGCUUUCUUUUAAAGCACUGUGCAUGUGCAUUUGUUCCUUUAAAUGUAUCCCUGUCCCCAUAUUUAAACUUAAUUUUCAAAAGAUUGAAAAACUGCUCCAGGGGAAAUAAGUUAGUGAUGUCACUGGUUCCAGCCAAUCAGCAAUCUGAAGCCUUGGUUUCUGCUUCAGCCAUGAAGAGCUGAUAUUCCCUGAGCUCAGUUUGGGUGAGAAGAUAAAAAUGCACCAAAUUGCAGGCUCGUGGUUCAGGUUGUGUGUAUCUGUACACAUAACCCUGAGAUUUGCCUCAUAGUACCUGAAUUAAUUACUAGUAGUGAACUCUUAUUCUUUGCCUUUUUUCUUGUUAGGUCUUGCCUCUAUUCCCCAUUUGCAGCAGAUCAGCAGUCUUCCCAUGUCUAUAUUGGAAACAUUUGAGAAUCAGUGUAGAUGCCAUAGGAAGCAGCAUUUACUUGUUUCAAACUGUCCUGCUUCAAAGAGAGGCAGACUUCCUCACUCCAACUGACCAUGAUCCAAAAUGCAUAGGAAGAAAAGCCUCCUUUCUUGCUGGUUUUGCUGUAUGCUGGGCUGAAUCUGGGUGCUCCCUCUUACCUUUCCUCCUGUCUUUGUGGGAAUAUGAAGGCAUAGUUGGUGAUGUGUGUGAGCCUGUUUCCCACAUUCUGCAUGGACUGCAGAGGUUUUUCCUGGUGUAUUUGCAGUGCAGCAUAGAUCUGUGCAGUGGUGCUGUUUCAUUGUGGUAGCCACGCACAACUACAUAUUCUUCUGAAAGAUAUGACAUUUUUAAUAGGGAUCAUGUAGGAUGGUGGCAAGCAAGAGUUCCUCCUGCACACUCUGUGAAGGAAACCUUACUGCCAAAACCCUGGGCUGGACUGCCAGGCAGGAUGUAACCAGCUGCUGGCAAAUACAGAAUUCAAAGCUAACUUUGAAUUCUAAUUAGAUUCUAAUUGAAUUCUAACUAAUUAAAGGAACCCGUCACCUCAUGGAAAGUACAAGGGUAUAAAUCAAAUUGCGUGCAGAUUGAAGUUGUAGUUGGACUGCAGAAUGGACAGGCCUUUAGGGGUAGGUUGGGGUUCUCAAGCUUGGGUCCCCAGAUUCUGUUGGACUACAGCUCCCAUCAUCCCCUGCCACAAUGACCAAAGUCGAUUGUGAACUUCUUGGGCAUCUCUUAAUCCCUGUAUCCUUCCAUGAAAAUCUAAAAUUGCACUUCAGAUUUUCAGCUGAAUACUGUUAAACAGCCAGACUAAGAAGCAAAAUGUGUUGCAAAGUUGGCAAUGCAACAUAUUCUUUGUAUGGCAUGUAAACCCUCUUGUAUUAAGGCGCUUUUUAAUGAAUCACUUUCUAUCAAGAAAGUUAUAUCAGGAUCCAAAGACCUGUAUUUCUAUAAUUUAUUAGAUGUUAAGCUCCUCUGUAAUGAUUGAUUAUAUAUAAAGGUAGUUUGCCUAUAUCUUCCUCAUGUUUACCUUGCCUGCACUUUUUUCAAACUGAAUGCCUUCUGUAGCAUUUUAGUAUGUAAGAUGUCAUUCUGGUUAGAAACUAGCAUUUGAGAUUUGAAACUAUUGCUAUUUUUGAAAAGGUGCCUAAAUUUCUACAUACAACCUGAGAUGUAUUUCUCAGUGUGAAUCUCUUUGUCUAAAUAAACCUUUUAUUCUAAAAACAUAA
Messenger RNA from Hemicordylus capensis (graceful crag lizard), 4459 nucleotides. Its product is annotated as cytochrome P450 2U1-like. Gene Ontology annotation, biological process: xenobiotic metabolic process. Gene Ontology annotation, cellular component: cytoplasm; intracellular membrane-bounded organelle. Lineage: Eukaryota; Metazoa; Chordata; Lepidosauria; Squamata; Cordylidae. The coding region runs from base 481 to 2127 and encodes 548 amino acids. Gene Ontology annotation, molecular function: heme binding; oxidoreductase activity, acting on paired donors, with incorporation or reduction of molecular oxygen, reduced flavin or flavoprotein as one donor, and incorporation of one atom of oxygen; iron ion binding. The transcript has 5 exons. The record is from RefSeq and is a predicted model, not a curated record.